Cynara cardunculus var. scolymus (artichoke) is the source of this 1356-nucleotide messenger RNA. Its product is annotated as GDSL esterase/lipase LTL1-like. The transcript has 5 exons. Gene Ontology annotation, molecular function: hydrolase activity, acting on ester bonds. The coding region runs from base 1 to 1356 and encodes 451 amino acids. NCBI's taxonomy places the organism in Eukaryota, Viridiplantae, Streptophyta, Magnoliopsida, Asterales, Asteraceae. The record is from RefSeq and is a predicted model, not a curated record.
AUGAUUCGAUCUCAAGUGCCUCGUCUUUGUUUGGUUUUUAGAUUGUGUUUAGUCGUAGGGGUUAUUGUUACACCAGGUGGGACUCAUGCUGCCCCAAUCAGGGCUCAUGGUGCACUGAAAGGGCCCAGUGAUUCACCCAAUAGGACCCAUGUUAACCCAAGCAAGCCUAUUACUGCAUCCGAUAAGACCCAUGUCAUAUCGGAAGGGAAUACUGAUGCACCUAAUGGGACCCACGCUACAUCAAAAACGCCUAGUGAUUCACCCACAGAGGCUCCGACUCCGGCACCUGCUUCUGUUGCAUCGGAAGGGCCUAGUCCCAGCCCUAAAGAAAAGCAAGUGCGACCAUUUUUUGUGUUUGGCGAUUCUUUGGUUGAUAAUGGUAACAAUAACUUCUUGUAUACAAGUGCACGUGCUGAUACACUGCCUUAUGGUAUCGACUCUCCCGGACAUCAACCUACAGGGCGUUUCUCUAAUGGCCUCAACAUCCCUGAUGUUAUCAGUGAAUAUAUCGGGUCAGAGCCCUUAUUACCAUAUUUGAAUCCUAAACUAAAUGGUAAAAAACUUCUCGUCGGUGCAAAUUUUGCUUCGGCCGGAAUCGGAAUACUUAAUGAUACCGGAUUUCAAUUUAUGAACGUACUUAGAAUGCCGUUACAGCUCAACUACUUCAAAGAGUACCAACAACGAUUGAGUUCUGUAGUGGGUGUUAAACGAGCAAAAGAGCUCGUAAACCAAGCGUUGGUCCUUGUUUCUUUGGGCGGCAAUGAUUUUGUGAACAACUAUUACCUAUAUCCGUUCUCGCUCAGGUCUCAGUCGUCCAUGCUUGUUGAUUAUGUUCCGUAUGUCAUAUCUGAAUAUCGCAACAUUUUGGUGAAACUGUAUGAUUUGGGAGCAAGGAGGGUGAUCGUGAUGGGUCCGGGACGGAUGGGAUGUGCACCAGCCGAGCGAGCCCAACAUAGUCUAGACGGUGGAUGCGCCCCUGAGCUACAAAACGCAUCGGCCUUGUUUCAGCCACAACUCGAGCAAAUGACACAAGAACUUAAUGCUAAGUAUGGCAGCGAUAUUUUCAUUGGUGCCAACGCCCCGCUCAUAAAUCAUGAUAUGAUCACGGAUCCUCAAUCAUUUGGUUUUAUAUCAUCAAGUACAGCUUGUUGUGGACAAGGACCGUUCAACGGGUUAGGUACAUGCACGCAGCUUUCAUUUUUGUGCGAGAAUAGAGACCAAUAUGUAUUUUGGGAUGCUUUCCAUCCAUCUGAACGAGCAAGCAGGUUAAUCGUACAUCAAAUCAUGAACGGUGCAGAAAAGUACAUGAAACCGAUGAAUCUUAGCACCAUCAUGCAUAUUGACUCAUACAUGUAA